AACUAAACUAAACUAAAGAAAAGUAGAAGAGGAAAAGUCUUCUCUUCUCUCUUCAAAAAAAGCCCUCUCCCCCUCCCUCACCAUUUUAAAAGCUGUUGCAACAAAACCAGACUCAAAGGGCUUCAUUCAUCUCUCAACACAAAGCUUCGUUCUUUUGCUUUGUGUGUUUCUCUUGUUAAGAUUCUUUUGAGCCCUAAAGGGAAGAUUAAGAUACAUCCAUGUGCAGCGGUUCCAAGAGGAAACCUACUCAAACUGGUUUGGUUAUGGAGGAUGAUUAUGGAAGAGAAGAAGGGCAGCAUCAAAAGAUAUCUGCUUUGCUUGAACUUGCAGCUGCAGAUGACCUAAUUGGUUUCAAAGAUGCAGUUGAGAAAGAGGGUUGUGAUGUUGAUGAGGCCGGGUCGUGGUUUGGAAGGAGGCUUGGCUCAAAGAAAGUGGGUUAUGAAGAGAGGACACCACUUAUGGUUGCUGCUAUGUUUGGAAGCCUGAGAGUUUUGGCUUAUAUUCUUGGAACUGGCUGUGUUGAUGUUAACAGGGCUAGUGGCUCGGAUGGGGCUACUGCAAUUCAUUGUGCUGUUGCUGGGGGUUCUGCUGCUUCCCUUGAGGUUGUCAAGCUUUUGCUUGAAUCAUCGGCAGAUGUUAGUACUGUUGAUUCAAAUGGUAACCGGCCUUGCGAUUUGGUUGUCUCUGGGGCUAACUCUAUCCCCAAUUCAAGGAAGAGGAUGCUGCAAGCCAUGCUGGAAGGUACAGUUGGUACUGACAAGACGUUAGAGGAUGUAGUUGGCCAAAUCGAGGAACAACAAAGGGAAAACGUGGUGAACACGCCCCGUGUGUUGAAAGAUGGGGCUGAGCGGAAGGAUUAUCCUGUUGAUCACUCUCUUCCUGACAUAAAGAACGGGAUAUAUGGUACUGACGAGUUCAGGAUGUAUACAUUCAAGGUGAAGCCUUGUUCAAGGGCUUAUUCUCAUGAUUGGACCGAGUGUCCCUUUGUUCACCCAGGGGAAAAUGCCAGGCGACGCGAUCCAAGGAAAUACCAUUAUAGCUGUGUGCCUUGUCCUGAAUUCCGUAAGGGGUCAUGCAGCAAGGGAGAUUUAUGCGAGUAUGCACAUGGUAUUUUCGAGUGUUGGCUUCAUCCUGCCCAGUACCGGACCCGGCUUUGCAAGGACGAGGGUGCAUGUACAAGAAGAGUUUGCUUCUUUGCACACAAGCCUGAGGAGCUUCGCCCCCUCUAUGCUUCUACUGGUUCGGCUAUGCCAUCUCCUAGAUCCUACUCCAGUGGUUCUUCAUUGGAUAUGGGUCCAGUUAGCCCAAUAACACUUGGUUCUCCAUCUGUUAUGAUACCACCUGCGUCAACACCGCCUUUGACUCCUUCUGGAUCUUCCUCUCCUCUCUCCGGAUCCAUGUGGCAGACUCAAUCUAACAUCCCAACCCUGCAGCUUCCUAGAAGCAGCAGAUUGAAAACUGCUUUAGCUGCUAGCGAUAUUAAUUCGGAUACUGAAUUGCUUAUGCUAAUGAUGGAUGAGAUGACUGGUCUUUCCUCCCCUUCCGGUUGGAGAAAUUCCUUGACUAAUAAUAAUCCAUCUUAUCAUUAUUCUUUGGGCGAUCGUGCUGCAGAUCUAAAUAGGCUUUCAGGAGUGACGCCUACUAACCUUGACGACACUUUUGGGUCUGUCGACCCGUCAAUUUUGUCCAAAUUCAAUGGAAUCUCAUUUGAUGCUGCAGGACCUCAGUUACAUCUUCCAACUGGAUUGCAGAUGCGCCAGAACAUGAAUCAGCAGCUGCGAGGCUAUUCUUCUGGCCUCCCUUCUCCGAAAGUGAUUGGAUCCCCAAAAUCCAGGGUUGAUCCAUCAGGGGAACCGACUGCACUGGCUUUCAAUCCAAGACUUGCUGCCUUUUCACAGCGGAGCCAGAGCUUCAUCGAGCGCAGCAUGGGAAACCGUCAUUCUGAGGUUCCUUCGCUGGCCACCUCUGUGGCAGCAAAGCCUUCUUUGGCAUAUUCUCAUUGGGGCUCUCAUGAUGGAAAAUUGGACUGGCCGAUGCAGGGCGAAGAGCUGAACAAGCUGAGGAAAUCUGCUUCUUUUGGAUUUCGAAGCAGCAGCAAUAUUCCCUCGCCCAGGGCUGCGACCAGAAUGUCAGCUGCAAAAGUUGACGAGCCGGACGUGUCUUGGGUUAGCUCGCUUGUGAAGGACGCUCCGGCACAGCCAGAGCCCGGCCAGUUUAGUGCCGAAGAUCAGCAACAGCUGCAAUGUCAUCUCAACAAUGGAACAGAUGUGAUUCCAGCAUGGUUGGAGCAAAUGUACAUUGACCAGGAGCAAAUGGUGGCAUGAGAUCAAAUGCUAAUUAUUGGAUUGCGGCUCUUCCUUGCAACUCUCAACAGUUUCAUUUAUUUGCUAAUUUAUUUAUUUGAGUUUUUAUACAACUUAAUUAGAUGGAAAAGGUGUAAACCAAAGGUAAGAUUAGACUCAAAAUGCAAGAAUAUGUAGACCUGGAUGCUUGUUUUGUGCUCCAGCAAGUCAGCAACUACCCUUUAGUCUAGGGUAAUUAAUUAAUUUGAUUUUUUUCCCCUAAUCCUAUUUUGUUAUUAGUUAUCAUCUAUUGAGUUGCAAGUUAUAACUUUCAAUUUAUGCCAAAAGUUCAACAAAGUAGUGAAGAUGUAAUAUUUUACAUAAAUGCCGAUUCCCAAUUUGCUUUUUA
Messenger RNA from Arachis stenosperma, 2691 nucleotides. Its product is annotated as zinc finger CCCH domain-containing protein 66-like. NCBI's taxonomy places the organism in Eukaryota, Viridiplantae, Streptophyta, Magnoliopsida, Fabales, Fabaceae. The transcript has 2 exons. The record is from RefSeq and is a predicted model, not a curated record. Gene Ontology annotation, molecular function: metal ion binding; protein binding. The coding region runs from base 219 to 2324 and encodes 701 amino acids.